This is a messenger RNA of Medioppia subpectinata, 510 nucleotides long. Lineage: Eukaryota; Metazoa; Arthropoda; Arachnida; Sarcoptiformes; Oppiidae. The record is from the annotation of a GenBank genome assembly.
AUGCUUGAAGAAAAGAAACAAAAAGUUAUAACAGAAGUGAAAAUAUUAUCAAAAAUGAACUCCGAUUUUGUGGUUAAAUAUUACAACUCGUGGUCUGAAGGGAAACAUGUGUUCAUUCAUAUGGAGUAUUGCUGUCAAACACUCGCGACUGUAAUCAAAGACAAAGCCAUAGUAUUUGGCAGACAAUCGUCGGAAGCAAUGAAUUUAUACGAGUAUUUCAUUUCGUGUGAAAUACUUCGGGAACUCUUGCAAUGUCUGCAAUACAUCCAUGACUUGAAUCCACCGGUCAUUCACCGGGACUUAAAACCUGCAAAUGUUUUAAUCGUAAACAACACUAAUAAUAACCGGUUUAUAAAAUUAUGUGAUUUUGGUGUAGCCGUUGAGCACAACAUGGUAUCGAUGAGCCACACGUCAAGUGUCGGGACCUCACAAUAUAUGGCACCCGAAGUGUUUCAGAGCCGAUACACCACUAAAGUAGACAUUUAUAGUCUGGCAUUGUUAAAAUGCUAA